UAUAUAAGCAGAGUAAGCUAAGUGAAGUGCCCUGCUGGAAACAAAGAAGUUAAGGGCUUCAGAAAUGGAUCCUGAAACUGAUAGACAGGAGCAUGGACAUGCAAAAAGAGCUGGUGCGAAACUGCAGCGUCAUGACUCGCUAUAUGGGGAUGCAGAGAAAGUAUCAGGUGCACAACACCAUGGCCACGAGGACAGCUGGGUUCGGACAUUACGUCUAGCAUUCCAGUGCAUUGGGGUGAUAUACGGCGACAUCGGCACCUCACCGCUCUACGUGUACGCAGGCACUUUCACGAGUGGCAUCGGCAACAUCGACGACCUCUAUGGAACCUUGUCACUCAUUCUUUACAGCAUAAUUCUUCUGCCCAUGAUUAAGUACGUCUUUAUUGUGCUGUAUGCAAAUGACAAUGGGGAUGGUGGCACCUUUGCACUUUAUUCAUUGAUAUCGCGCUAUGCAAAAGUGAGCUUGAUUCCGAAUCAGCAAGCUGAAGAUGCAAUGGUAUCAGGCUAUGGUUUGGAUACAGUAUCAGCUCCAAUGAAAAGAGCACAGUGGGUCAAAAAAAUUCUGGAGAGCAAUACAAUGGCUAAGGUUGCAAUUUUCCUUCUUACAAUCCUGGGAACAUCAAUGGUCAUCAGUGAUGGUGUUUUAACACCAGCAAUAUCUGUACUCUCUGCGGUGAGUGGUCUCCAAGAGAAAGCACCUCAGUUAAAACAAGGCCAAAUAGUGUGGAUUUCCGUGGCCAUUCUAGUGGUGCUCUUCUCUGUUCAGCGUUUCGGCACAGACAAAGUUGGCUAUUCCUUUGCACCCAUUAUUCUUCUGUGGUUCAUGUUCAUCGGUGGUAUUGGGCUUUACAACUUGAUCAAGUAUGAUGUUGGCGUCCUGAGAGCUUUCUAUCCAAAAUACAUCAUAGAUUACUUCAGAAGGAAUGGAAAAGAUGCAUGGAUCUCCCUUGGAGGCAUCCUCUUAUGCUUCACAGGCACAGAAGCUAUGUUUGCUGAUUUAGGCCAUUUCAACAUAAGGUCGGUUCAGCUAAGCUUCAGCUUCGUUUUAUUCCCAGCAGUAUCACUAGCCUAUAUUGGCCAAACUGCAUUCCUUCGGAAACACCCAGAGCAUGUUUCAGAUACUUUUUACAAGUCAAUCCCAGCACCGCUGUUCUGGCCGACCCUGAUAAUUGCUGUAUCUGCUGCGAUCAUCGCAAGCCAGGCUAUGAUAUCCGGUACCUUUGCGAUCAUUUCACAGUCGCAGACGCUGGGUUGCUUUCCAAGGGUCAAAGUACUCCACACAUCAAAGAUUUAUGAGGGUCAGGUUUACGUUCCAGAGAUAAACUUUGCCCUUGGGUUGCUCUGCGUGAUAGUAACUCUUGGCUUCCAGACGACGACUAAUAUUGGCAACGCAUAUGGAAUUUGUGUUACCAGUGUGAUGGUAAUCACAACUAUUCUGCUGGUAAUUGUGAUGCUUCUCAUAUGGAGGGUCAGUGUUUGGCUCAUCAUACCAUUCUGCCUGGUAUUUGGUUCUAUAGAGCUUGUGUUUCUCUCCUCGGUUCUUUACAAAUUCAAAGACGGAGGUUACCUGCCUAUUGUCACUGCGGCGGUUCUGGUGUCAAUGAUGGCUACCUGGCACUAUGUUCACGCCAAGAAAUAUCAGUAUGAGCUCGAGCACAUAGUUACAAAUGGAGACAUGAUAGAGCUGAUAGAGAAACAUGAUGUGAAACGAACCAGUGGUGUAGGCUUCCUUUAUACAGAGCUAGUACAAGGGAUUUCCCCAAUAUUCCCCCACCUCAUUGAGAAAAUACCCUUUGUUCAUUCAGUCCUAGUGUUUGUUUCAAUCAAACAUUUACCUGUCCCUCAUGUGGAAAACUCAGAGCGAUUCCUCUUCAGAAAAGUUCGGUCCAAAAACUCCAAGAUGUUUCGGUGCGUGGUGCGCUAUGGAUAUAGCGACACCCUACAAGGGUCUGAGGAAUUUGCUGCAUUACUUAGCGAGCAUCUGCAGCUAUAUGUUGAAGAGGAGCAGCAAAUGAUCACAAGCAUGAUGCCAAAUCAAGAAACCGAGGUUCUUCAGACAAGUUCCAUGGUACUGGAGAAUGACAAUGCAAGGCCAUCACAUAGAGCUGCAGUUGGUUCCACGGUGUAUGUCGAAGAGACACUGAGGCCUGGCGAGCCUACUGAGUUCACCCAGCCUUGCAUAAGCAAUCUAUCGGGCAGGAUUAGUGAAGAACAAUACCACAUUAUUGGGGAAGAAAAACAGUUCAUUCAAAGGGAGAUGCAAAAAGGAGUGGUCUACAUUCUUGGAGAAAUUGAAAUUAAGGCAAGACACAAUUCCUCAUUUAUUAAGAAGAUUGUUGUCAACUACGUGUACUCAUUCUUGAGGAAGAACUUCAGGCAAGGGGAGAAGGCUUUUGCAAUCCCAAGGCAGAAGGUGCUCAAGGUGGGAAUGGCAUAUGAAAUAUGAGCAAAAAAAUC
This is a messenger RNA of Oryza brachyantha (malo sina), 2457 nucleotides long. Its product is annotated as potassium transporter 19-like. Lineage: Eukaryota; Viridiplantae; Streptophyta; Magnoliopsida; Poales; Poaceae. Gene Ontology annotation, cellular component: membrane. Bases 65 to 2446 code for a protein of 793 amino acids. The record is from RefSeq and is a predicted model, not a curated record. The transcript is spliced from 9 exons. Gene Ontology annotation, biological process: potassium ion transmembrane transport. Gene Ontology annotation, molecular function: potassium ion transmembrane transporter activity.